Messenger RNA from Tremella mesenterica DSM 1558, 1587 nucleotides. RefSeq lists its product as uncharacterized. Gene Ontology annotation, biological process: proteolysis. Gene Ontology annotation, cellular component: membrane. Bases 1 to 1587 code for a protein of 528 amino acids. The transcript has 12 exons. Gene Ontology annotation, molecular function: serine-type endopeptidase activity. The record is from RefSeq and is a predicted model, not a curated record. Lineage: Eukaryota; Fungi; Basidiomycota; Tremellomycetes; Tremellales; Tremellaceae.
AUGGAUCUGGCAGAGGGACAUCCGCUCGCGGCUUAUCCUCCAGCCGCAUUGGGACUGCUUGCGGACGGCUUGCCUCAAGAUCCUCACUCUGUACAAGCCCCGAAUCGUCCGUCAUCGCCAUCCAUUGGGCCCUGGGACUCGGCAUCACAACGCUCCCCUCUUCCAUCCGUCGUCAAUUUCCCCCUCCCUCAACCCACUCGAGCCCCUCUGACUGACCGAGCGAGGCUCAAGGUCAAAAAUAAGCCUUCCCUCGGCGGUUUGAGCUACAUCGACGAGGAGGGCGCAUACUACAAAUCAGAUUCUUCUCGACCUGCUUCCGACAUGGCCCUUGCCAAAGAGAGAGAUCAGAAUGUGGAGACACUGGGGCUCGUCGCCGACGCGGCGGAUAUGGGUGGUGCGGAAAGAGGCGUCAAAUUUGCAGAGUAUGAGCAAAGCCCUUGGCCUUACCCGCCUAGUCAGACCACUGGAAGUGUAGAACGAGGGGGAAGGCUUUGGAGAUUAUUACUCUUCCCCAGUGGAUUGGAUAGGCUCCUGGCGUUAUUUGGGCGAGACACUGGCGUUGCCCCUGUGGAACAGGCCAUUGAGCGCAAGAAGAGGGGGAUAGGUGGACAAAGAUGGCCCGUGGCCGCUUGGGGACUUGCAGUCGCUAUGACUGCAGUACUGAUUUACGAACUCGUAGCGAAUCAUGUCGCCCAAGGUACUCCGAUAGCAAUCAAAGUAAGUGUUGUUGCCAUGAUAGGUCCUUCUGCUGAGGUUCUAAUAAAUAUUGGAGCUCGAUUCCCUCCGUGCAUGAAGGACGUUGCCGACAUACCGCCUACUUUUCAGCUUGCAUGUCUGAAUGAUACGUCCAACCCUCCGACCACGUCAUGUUCCAUCGAACAGCUCUGUGGUCAUGGCGGCUUUCAUGGUCAAGAGCCGGAUCAAUCAUGGCGCUUCGUUCUUCCGAUUUUCCUACACGUGGGCAUCAUCCAUCUCUUACUCAAUAUGGCCGCACAAGUCACUAUCGGCGCUCAAAUUGAGCGAGAGAUGGGCACGAUACCCUUUUUGAUGGUUUACAUGGCUGGAGGUAUCUACGGAUUCGUGCUAGGCGGCAAUUUUUCUCGAACGGGAAUCCCAUCAGUCGGAGCUUCGGGCGCGUUGUUUGCCAUCAAUGCAUGUGUCACAGUCGAUCUGGGACUGCAUUGGAAGUACGAGCCAAGACCCAAGCUGAAGGCUUUUUUGCUGCUCAUUGAGUUCUGCGUGGGAAUUGCCAUUGGGUAUAUUCCGAAUGCAGUCGAUGGUCUCGCACAUCUAGGGGGUUUUGCCAUGGGAUUACUAAUGGGUAUCAUCCUCUACCCUUCGAUCAGCGAGACGAAAUCACACCGAAAUGUUGUUUGGACGUUACGCCUUUUGGCCCUUCCAUUGAUCAUUGUCGCUUUCGUCCUCACCAUACGGAACUUCUACACAGCAGAUCCAAAUGCAGCAUGCGAGUGGUGUCGAUUCCUUUCAUGUAUCCCGACAAGCUCAAACAACCAUUGCACAGGUACUGUGAGUCAGCUCUUUCCUUCAAUGCGCAGUGUCAAUGCUAUCUUCUCUACUUGGCUUUGA